This is a messenger RNA of Neltuma alba, 528 nucleotides long. RefSeq lists its product as uncharacterized. The transcript has a single exon. The record is from RefSeq and is a predicted model, not a curated record. Lineage: Eukaryota; Viridiplantae; Streptophyta; Magnoliopsida; Fabales; Fabaceae. Bases 1 to 528 code for a protein of 175 amino acids.
AUGAAUCUUCUCACUCCUAGCCAUAUUGUUUAUGAUGUGGUCUUUGCUUGGUCUAUCAAUAUCCCUUGUCAUUCUCGCCAUAAUUUUCUUCCUUGCCUGCAAAAAGAAAACUGUAGCAGAAUCCAAAGAAGCACUGCCUGUAAAAAUCUGUGCUUGUUCAUACCCAGCAACAUCGACACCGAAACAGAGGCUUCAACCACUGAAGAAUCGUCGACAAGGGCUGACUCGAAACUUCGUACGCAAGGUUACUCAGACAAAGAAGAACUCGUAGCGAUCAAAAGAAUUCAUCCUUCGCUUGUUCUGAGCUACGUAGGACUUGUGUUCUCCUCUAUGGUAAAACGGCUCUCAACAGCACAACACCCCAACAUAGUUCCCAUCAUGGGUUCCUUAGAAGAAGUCAACGAGAGAAUCAUAGUGAGUGAAUUGGGCAAGCCUGUAAUUGUAUCUGCAUCAAACCCAAGUAGGUUUUGCUUUUUGCACGAGACAAAGAGGUUGAGAAUUCGCGGUAGGAGCACAAAGAGGGUUUGA